This is a messenger RNA of Diospyros lotus (date-plum), 1288 nucleotides long. RefSeq names its product vesicle-associated membrane protein 721. Bases 229 to 891 code for a protein of 220 amino acids. The record is from RefSeq and is a predicted model, not a curated record. NCBI's taxonomy places the organism in Eukaryota, Viridiplantae, Streptophyta, Magnoliopsida, Ericales, Ebenaceae. Gene Ontology annotation, biological process: vesicle-mediated transport. Gene Ontology annotation, cellular component: membrane. The transcript has 5 exons.
CUAAACUCCUUUCACUUUCACUCUGUCUCUGUCUCUGUCUCUCUCUCUCUCCCUCUCCGAAUCCGUGCUCUCCUGCUAAUUCAAAGCCCAUCGGUUCAUCGUUUCCUCGUCUUCACGCUUUCUCUCCUACGCUCUCCCUCUGCUCUCUCUCUCUCUCUCUCUCUCUCUGCUUGAUCCUUCCGUCUCUGUGUCCGGAAAAAGGUUUGUUAGGGUUUGUGCGUGAGAGAAAUGGGGCAACAGUCGUUGAUCUACAGCUUCGUGGCCAGAGGAACGGUGCUGCUUGCCGAGUACACCGAAUUCAGCGGGAAUUUCACGAGCAUCGCUUUCCAGUGCCUUCAGAAACUGCCUACCACAAACAAUAAGUUCACCUACAACUGCGAUGGCCACACCUUCAACUACCUUGUAGAAGACGGCUUUACUUACUGUGUUGUGGCGGUGGAAUCUGCUGGAAGACAGAUUCCCAUGGCAUUUCUCGAGCGAGUUAAGGAGGAUUUUGCUAAGAGAUAUGCUGGGGGAAAAGCUGCAACAGCUGCUGCAAACAGUUUAAACAAGGAGUUUGGGCCCAAACUUAAGGAACAGAUGCAGUACUGUGUGGAUCAUCCAGAGGAGAUAAGCAAGCUUGCAAAAGUUAAGGCUCAGGUGUCUGAAGUCAAAGGAGUAAUGAUGGAAAAUAUUGAGAAAGUUCUGGAUCGAGGAGAGAAGAUUGAGCUCUUAGUGGAUAAAACUGAGAACCUUCGCUCUCAGGCACAAGAUUUCAGGACCCAGGGUACUAAAAUGAGGAGGAAGAUGUGGUUACAGAAUAUGAAGAUAAAGCUCAUAGUUCUUGGUAUUCUGAUUGCGUUAAUUCUAAUCAUAGUUUUAUCUGUUUGCGGUGGCUUUAAAUGUCAUUAGUCUCUGGUGCCGCGCAUAAUGGGCUUCUGGCUUAGGAUGAUCUACCAGUCUAGUUUUCCUUUGUUGUUUGUUUUACCUAUAAUUUUUGGAGACUGAGGCUUCGGCUUAUACUACAGUUGUGUAUUAGAAGACUGAUUGUAUAGAUUGUGCUCUUGGAUUCUUCGGGUACUAGUAGGGGGUCUUUUGAUGUGUGGAAGUUGCUCUUUCCUUGCAACUUUUCCCUCUGUUUUUGUGUUUAUCCGUGAAAAAGGUUUUUGCUAUUCUCUCACCAUCGUGCAUGGCAAAAAAAAUGGGGAUAGUUGGUUUCUUUUUGGGAGUGUCAUCGCUGUCAAAGUAAGACAUUGAUGAAAGUGUAUACCGGAUUUGCUUUAAUGUUCAAUGCUGUACUAUUCCUCAA